AUGGCGUGCCUCUCGUUUUUCUUCGUCCUCAUGAAGAAAAGCGAUGGAGUACGUUCUUUUCUUGAUCUGUUAAGUACGGGAACCUUGCUUUGACCUCAGACUAUUUUUUGUAAUGUAGGUGAAAGAACAGGAAAAAUGUACGCAUUUUAACUCUUUAUUGCAUUUCAAAGGUCAAUUGGUUUAAAAAAUAUCUAAAAUCCAUAUUUUAGAGUGUUCCUCAGAAAAGAGAUGUUUUAGAAUUGGUGAUUAACUUUUACCACAUCGUAAUUUUUUUAUGGGCACGUGAGAACGAGGAUUGAAGAAUACAAGAUUGAAGCACAGUGACUGAACUGAAUACCUGGUAAAAAUGCUUAGAAUCUGCUCCCGUUUGUUUUUAUAAAUAAAAAACUGUUCUCAACUACCAUAUUCGCCUGGUAACAGCCAAUUAAAGGUUGCGUCGCCACUAACAAUGUUAUCUUACUGUUUACCUCAUGUCUGAAGUGUCCUUCAUCGUACGCAAGGCGGGUAAACCGGUGAGGUAGAAAGGGAGAAAAAUCGUCGUAGUCAUUCACAGUUGUGGUUAGAAACAGUAAAAUGGUGGCUGUUUUAUUUCUUUUUUCAUUUUUUUUAGCUUGCCUAUGAUUAUAACAAGGAAAAAAGUUCUUUGCACGAUAUAAUGAUCUAAGGUCAUUUUCAGAGUUUCUGCUUGUUUGUUUUGAAAGUUCUUUGCAAUCUCUAUAUUUAAAAGCCCCCAUUUUUGCGGGAUAAUAGAGAGAGGUGGGCCUUGACAAUGAAUCACAAAACAUGCUCCAAAAAACAUUUAGAGACGUGUCCUUGAUUUUUUCAGAACAAACUGAGAGAUCCAACCGAAAGCGGGGAUUUUGUCUGCUGUUGUGGUCUGUUCGGGCCUUCAGAAGGUGAACGACCUGUGGCUCCACGAUCAGAAGAGGUUCGAGAAAACGUGUUCAAGGUCCAGGAGACUCCGCCCACUCGAGAACUGAUAGGAAUGGCGGGGAGCGAAGAGAACCCCAAGCAAACCCUUUCAUUGUUGAAAGUGGAAGACAUGGAGAGGCAACGUCGCAUCUCGGCUUCCGAGCCCUUGUUACCUGAGGCCAUUAGUUUGAUUCAAGAGGAUCUUCGGAAGACCGAGACUUUCCAACUUCCUCAUGUUUUUGUUGUUUUCGGGGCUUCUGUAAGUCGGAAAAGUAUUUUUGAAACGGAACGAAUAUUUUUUGGUAAAGUUACCCUUAAAUUCUUUUUCGUUAAAGUUAUAUAAACAUUUUCAGGGUGACCUGGCGAAGAAGAAGAUCUUUCCAACGCUUUGGUGGCUUUACAGAGAUAAACUUUUGCCCGAACAUAUUGUUUUCAUCGGUUAUGCUCGAUCCAAGCUCACAUUGGAGAAACUCCGUGAGUCAUUUGAGAAGUAUUGCAAGGUCCGAGAUGGCGAGAAAGGACGUUUUGAGGACUUCAUCAAGUGCAUUACUUACAUUUCUGGUCAGUAUGACAAAGACGAGGGGUUCGAAGCUCUCCGAAAGAGUUUUGAUGCUAUUGAAGUGAAGUUAAACAAGCCUCUAAACCGUUUGUUCUAUCUGGCCUUACCUCCAAAUGUUUUCGAACCCGUCACUAAGUUCAUCAAGAAACAUUGUAUGGACAAGGGGCAAGUAUUUUGACAGUGUUUCUUAAUUCAACUUUUUUGAUUUAGUAAUUCAUGGACUCGUGUUGUCAUCGAAAAACCUUUUGGGCAUGAUUCGGAGUCGUCUAGCGCCCUCUCGAAACACUUAAAUAGCUUGUUCACUGAAGAUCAGAUAUACAGAAUCGACCAUUAUUUGGGGAAGGAAAUGGUUCAAAACCUUGUGGUCUUAAGGUAAUCAUAAUUUCUGAUGAAACAUUCCUUCAGAUUGGGGAAUCGGUUUAUCAGUCCUACUUGGAACAGAGAUCACAUUGCCUGUGUGAUGAUCUCGUUCAAGGAAGACUUCGGAACUCAAGGACGAGGAGGCUACUUUGACUCAAGUGGAAUCAUCAGAGACGUAAUGCAGAAUCAUUUGAUGCAAAUCUUGACAUUGGUGGCGAUGGAAAAGCCAGCUUCAUUGUCUGCUGAUGAUAUUCGGAAUGAGAAAGUGAAGGUAUUGAAAUGCAUAAAGGAACUCGAACUGAAGGAUCUCGUCUUGGGACAAUAUGUUGCAAACCCAGAAGGAACAGGUAAGCUAAAAUUAGACAAAAAAACAAUUUUUCCGCGGUUGAGUUUAAUCGUUUUCAGAACACAAACUAUAAUAAACAGAAAGUUCUGCUGGGGAAUAAAAACAGAAAGGGAACGUAAAAAAGGGAAAAUAAUACAUAUUUUUCGGAAACAAAAAACGCCCGAUUUUUGUAAUCAUUUUCAGACGAUGAUGCGAGAACAGGAUAUCUGGAAGAUCCGACUGUUCCCAACGACUCUGUUACUCCAACCUUCGCGACGGCCGUUCUCCGGAUUAACAACGAAAGAUGGGAAGGUAUCCCGUUCAUCCUUCGAUGUGGAAAAGCUUUGAAUGAGAGAAAAGCCGAGGUCCGAAUCCAGUAUAAGGAUGUGUCCGGAGAUAUAUUUAAGGCCGGGAGUUUGAAGAGAGACGAAUUAGUCAUUAGAGUUCAACCGAACGAAGCCGUUUAUCUAAAACUGAAUACUAAAAAGCCAGGCUUCGACUUUGAGGCCGAAGAGACCGAAUUGGAUCUGACACUUCAUUCCAGAUAUAAGGUGACUACAAGAGUUUAUGCAACCCAAUUUUAUUUUAUAGGAUCUUCGUCUCCCUGAUGCAUAUGAACGUCUGUUCUUUGAUCUGAUGGAAGGUCAGCAAUACAACUUUGUCCGAAGUGACGAACUUGAGCAUGCCUGGCGUAUUUUUACUCCGGUCUUAAAACAGAUUGAGAAGGAGCGCAAGAAGCCUGAAACUUAUGUUUACGGAUCUCGUGGGCCUAAGGCGAGUGAUGAGAUCAUGAGAAAGAACGGCUUUGUCUUCACGGGCACUUACAAAUGGAAUCCCCCACAUAAACUGUAA
Bursaphelenchus xylophilus (pine wood nematode) is the source of this 3008-nucleotide messenger RNA. The record is from the annotation of a GenBank genome assembly. NCBI's taxonomy places the organism in Eukaryota, Metazoa, Nematoda, Chromadorea, Rhabditida, Aphelenchoididae.